Molecule: messenger RNA, 3059 nt
Organism: Coccinella septempunctata (seven-spotted ladybird)
Lineage: Eukaryota; Metazoa; Arthropoda; Insecta; Coleoptera; Coccinellidae
Gene: Sfmbt
Product: polycomb protein Sfmbt
Exons: 9
Coding region: 156-2879 (907 amino acids)
Biological process (GO): heterochromatin formation; regulation of DNA-templated transcription
Cellular component (GO): nucleus
Molecular function (GO): zinc ion binding
Source: RefSeq, a predicted model, not a curated record
AAAGGAAAUCUGUGGUUUACAAAUCUGAAUUUGCUUGCUUUUGUGCUAGUAAUAAACUGUAGUGAAAUUAAUUAAAAUAGAAAAUAUACGAUGUGUUUUCGUAAAAAAAGAAAUUAGUUCUGUAAAUCUUGAAGCAAUACCUAAACAACAUCAAAAUGAAUGUUUAUACGAUGCCGGGUGUAGCUGAUAUGGGUAUGGUAUGGAUGGGGGCUGGACAAGCAACGGGAGAGGUUCCAAUGGGGCUGAUGGGUGGAGAACAUCAAGAUAUAUUGAUGGACCAAGAAAACCCAUAUUUUACGCCUUCUCACCAUAGUAUGUCCAAUCAAUCCAUGGAAGAUAUGAGUCUUCCUCAUACAGCUCAUAUGGUUGAAGGCAUGGAUAAUUUGGACAUGAUGCAUUACAUCGAUAUAAAAAAUGAGAGCAAUGAUUCUAGUUAUGGAGAUGACGAUGGUUCUCAACCUGUUUAUAUCACAACGGCAACACAAACAAUGACAAGCUUCACUAGGAAAAUUAAGCCAGUCAAACAUCCAGGUCUUGUACUUAAGACUCCCAUCGCUUAUCAAAGCGACACAGAUCCGUCGGUUAUUCCAAUUCAAAAGGAUGGUAUAGCUGUUUGUGAAAAAUGUGGUGCCAUAGGUGUGAAGCAUGCGUUUUAUACCCGUGAGAGGCGAUUUUGUAGCAUGGCCUGCGCAAGGGGGUAUAACGGACUCAUCAGUGAACCAAUGCCUCAGCAACCCCAACAAGUCACACCAAAUAUACCAAACGAGACCGAACAGUUUGCAAAGUACAAAUUUUCUAUGAAACAAGAAGACUAUUUUUCAGAUUGCUAUCUCGACCAACCGUUACCUCAAAUAUUGAAAGCGCCAGACACCCCAGUGCUCGAAGAAACCUUCACCAUGGUGAGGAGAAAACCCCCCGGUCUGGCGAAUUCCUACGAUUGGGACUCGCAACUCAACGACCAGUACUUCAUCGCCGCCCCCGUUACGUGUUUCAAGCACGCGCCCAUGUUCGACAUGUGGCAAAAUAUCAUGGUGGGGAUGAAGGUGGAAGUGGAGAAUACCGAUUGUGAUAACGCCUCGGAUGCCUUCCCCGACUCCUUCUGGGUGGCCACGGUCAUAAGGAUCGUUGGUUAUAAGGCGCUCCUGAGGUACGAGGGAUUCGGUUCCAAUGAUUCCAAAGAUUUCUGGGUUUCCCUGUGCUCAAAUCAGGUGCAUCCUGUUGGAUGGUGCGCCACAAGGGGAAAACCUCUGAUACCUCCAAAAACCAUCGAAAAUAAGUAUAACGAUUGGAAAGAUUUCUUGAGGAAAAGGUUGACGGGGGCAAGGACGUUACCUUCAAAUUAUACGCAUAAAGUGACGGAAAGUAUGAAAUCUAGGUUUGUUCCGGGGACAUAUCUCGAAGUGGUAGAUAAGAAUCGUAUAUCUCAGGUGAAAGUAGCAAUAAUCCACAAAAUAGUUGGGAGAAGAUUGAAUGUACGUUAUUACGAUAUGGCUGCAGACGAUCCUGGAUUUUGGGCCCACGAAGACUCUCCUCUAUUACAUCCAGUAGGCUGGGCUAAAAAGGUGGGACAUCACCUCGUGGCCCCCCUGAACUACCUGGACCGGAUGAAUCAGGGCAUAUUCGAGGAUAACGACGCGACGGACGAACUGUUCACGCCCUUCCAGUCCGGUUCGACGGUGCACCCGUCUAUGGUCGGCUUCUGCAUCGGCAUGAAGCUGGAAGCCAUAGAUCCCCUCAACCUGUCCUCGAUCUGCGUAGCUACGGUGAUGAACGUGUUGCGAUGCGGCUACAUCAUGAUCCGCAUCGAUAGCUACGAAUCGGACGCGACCGGCGCCGACUGGUUCUGCUACCACAUCAAGUCGCCCUGCAUAUUCCCGGCCGGUUUCUGCGACGAGAAGGGCAUACCGCUGACGCCGCCCAAGGGCUACGAACCGGGCGCGUUCACCUGGAACCGUUACCUGGCCGAGACGGGAAACGUGCCCGCCACCCAUAACCUCUUCAACCACUACGUGCCGCUGCACGGGUUCGUGACGGGGAUGAAGAUAGAGGCGGCAGAUCUGAUGGAUCCGAGGCUGGUGUGCAUAGCCACGUUGGCGAAGGUCGUGGGGCGGUUGCUGAAGGUGCACUUCGACGGCUGGGAGGAGGAGUACGAUCAGUGGCUGGACUGCGAGAGUCCGGACAUCUAUCCGGUCGGUUGGUGUCAGAGCGUGGGGCACAAGUUGGAGGGACCGCCGGUUUCGUUGAAACCCGCGCAGAACGUCGCCAAGUCCACGAAAGGAAUUAAAAAAAAGAGUAAGAAGAAGAAAACCAAAGAUCAAUCGAGUUCACCAAAAAGUAUCGCGUCGUCCGUGAGGAGUGUAAAAACCGAAAGAAGUAACGAUCUGUCGAUCUCGGGGCUGAAGGAAGAACCGGAAUCCUCGAUAUGCGAGGAGAAUUUAGAGUCGGAAACGGCCAACGAGUCGAUAGGUCCGGAUCAAAGUUUACCGAUGGCGGCGGAAUCUUCACCGCCUCCCGAGAGAAAAGUCACGUCUUACGUUAAAAACUCGACGAGCUCCGGAAGUCCAACUACGAUUCCUAGACUGAUCGAUAAUUCGGGCGGAAAUUGCGACCCGAGCGGUUUGAAUCCCAGCGAAUGGAACGUUUUCGAAGUGGCUCAAUUUUUGAGGGUGAACGACUGUGCCAACUAUUGCGAUGCGUUCAGUAAACAGAAGAUCGAUGGCAAGAUGAUGCUCAACUUGAACAAGGAGGAAAUAAUAGAAAUAACGGGUGGCAAAGUGGGUCCCUCGUUGAAAAUAUAUGAUCUCAUUCAGCAACUGAAAAUCAAAGUAAACCCAUCACAGUCCCGCCAAAUCAAAGCAACUAUCAAAAAGUUUUUAUAGUGCCUAAUCUAUUCAUAUUCUAUUUAUAACUACCUAUACAUUGUAUAUAUGAUGAAGACCGGUUUAUCCAUCUUUAAUUUGAAGUUGUAUGUAUCGAAUAUCAUGAGAAUCCAACAGAUUGAUAUAGCUGUCAAACAGAAAUAUUGCACCAAUAUUUGGUAAUAAAGUAAUGAAAAUUGU